AUAUUUUUCUAGAUUAUUUGACACAAGUAUUGCCCUAACACUACUACAAUAGCAUAUUUUAUAUUUAAUUACUAUUAUAGGUCCCUUAUAGAAAUUGUAGAAAUAUAUUCAGAUGCUACUAAAAAUGAUCAAACUAAGAUAGUUGCAUCAAUUUAUAACAUUGGAAUGAAGGCCGAAUUAUUCACAGUGCAGUUAUUAGAAUUUCCAUUAAGCACGAACAAAAACGGUACUGAAAUUCAAAGUCGCGAUGUAUACAUUUUCCCCUAUCGCCGACACAAUCACGUUUUAAAUUUAUAUGGACCACUUAUCAAGUCAAACACCAAUUGCACAUUGCGAGUAUUGGACAAAUUGAACAAUGUAAUGGCUUGGAGACAUGUUCCCAUUAGCGAAGCCAACCGCUGUUUUUGUGUGUGGAAUUGUGAAUGCGCUUGUACAACCAUUGAAGAUCAAUUAUUUUCAUCUAACUGUAAAACGAUGUCACAUGAAGCUUAUAAUGGUGCUGGCUUUCGAGGAGCUAUACCUCAAAUGCGUACUUCUGAUUCUAUUUCCAUAUUGAACAUAAUCAAAUUAACAUGUAUUUUUGUAUCAACAUUUUUUAUCAUAAGGUUUUAUAUUGGUAUAACUGAAGUAAAUGAUUACGAAUAA
Messenger RNA from Acyrthosiphon pisum (pea aphid), 645 nucleotides. RefSeq lists its product as uncharacterized. The record is from RefSeq and is a predicted model, not a curated record. Bases 166 to 645 code for a protein of 159 amino acids. NCBI's taxonomy places the organism in Eukaryota, Metazoa, Arthropoda, Insecta, Hemiptera, Aphididae. The transcript is spliced from 2 exons.